CCCUUUUGCGACGCUAUGGACGCCGUGCGCGAGGAGCCGACCCAGGCGCUGUUCGCUUGGGGAGCAAACAGCUAUGGGCAACUUGGUCUAGGUCAUAAAGAAGAUGUACUCCUGCCCCAGGCCAUUAAAGAAUUGCCCUGCAGUCAGAAAAACAUCACAAGUAUUACUGGAGGAGGAGGACAUUCUGUAAUUGUUACUGACACUGGAGAACUCUUUUUAUGCGGCCAAAAUAAAGAUGGGCAGUUGGGACUUGGUCAUACUGAAGAUGUGGAACAUUUUACGUUAUGCAUUUCCCUGUCUGGUUGUCCUGUUGUACAAGUUGCCUGUGGUUGGGAUUUUACCAUCAUACUUGCAGGAAAUGGCCAGGUGUUAUCUUGUGGGUCUCAUUCUUUUGGACAACUCGGAGUUCCUCAUGCCUCAGGAGGAAAUGCUGUCCCACAGAAAAUUAAGACUAUACAGGACAAAGUAGUAAAUGUUGCCGCUGGACUCAGACAUGCAGUAGCUGUAACCGAAAAUGGUUCAGUUUUCCAGUGGGGAGUUGGCAUGGCAUCUCAGGCCAAGCGGGCAUGGCAAGGACAGAUGGUUCCAGCUUUUUGGAGGGCUAAAGAGCCUUGCAAAGUAACAGGUCUAGAAAACAUCAAAGUAAAGAGCAUCACUUCUGGGUCGCAUCAUGUCACAUCACUCACAGAUGAAGGAGAGUUAUAUGUUUGGGGGAGCAACAGACACAAGCAGUUAGUGAGCAAAGUUGAUUUUCUUUUGAAACCCCAGAAGAUAGAAACCCACUAUUUUGGGGGAGAAAAGGUCAGAAGAGUCUGGAAUGGAUGGACGCACAUGGUGGCACAGACAGAAACAGGGAAAGUCUUUACAUGGGGUAGAGGAGACUAUGGUCAACUUGGAUGGAGCGGGAUGUUGCAUGAAGGAGAGAGCCAGGAUGGAAAGAAAUCGACUGAACACUGUUUGAAAAAGCAAAUCAUUGCUCCUGUUGCAGUGCCCAGCCUCACUGGAGCAUCUGAGAUUGCAUGUGGCUCGGAGCACAAUCUAGCAAUAGUUGGUAGCCAGUGUUUUUCCUGGGGAUGGAAUGAACACGGGAUGUGUGGCAAUGGAACAGAAGCCAAUGUUUGUGUCCCUCAGCCUGUUGGGACUUUGAGUUCUGCAAAGCUGCUUUUGAUUGGAUGCGGAGCUGGACAUUCCAUGGCAUAUUGUCAUUUACCAUGCUUCAACUUUCUACCAUAGAAAUGUCAGCACAAUUUCAAGUACUAUAAUCAUUGGUGUACUAAUAUUUAUAUACAGCUAACCAAGGUUGUGAAAAUUACUGGGGAAACCGGGUGCUGGUUUGGAAGAAAACAAAAGGAACUUGUCUUGUAAUACUCUUUAAAAACAUAACCAACAAUAGUGCACUGAAAUAAAAUAUUUCCUGGUGAAAGUAGGCAGAAUCCAGUGAAAUUAGUCAAGGAACUAUACUUGGUUACUACUCAAGUCUCAUUAAUUUAUUUGGGAGAUGGUAAUGCCCAACAUUUGUUAGGUUGCUCUCAUAUAUAUAUAUAUAUAUAUGUUUUUUGCUUGCUUCUUUUUUUAACAGCUUGAGCAAUUUGUGUCAUCAGCAAAUCUGUCCACUUGACUGCUCACCCACAAUUCCAGAACCUUCAUGAAAACAUUAAAAAGCACUGGUCCCUUGGUGGAUUCCACUUCUUGUGUCUAUUCACUGUCAGAAUCAUUCAUUUAUCCCCACUCUCUGCUUCCUGUUCAUGCCUGCCUUUUAGCUCAUGCCUGCUAAGCUUACUCAGGAGCAUAGCUGCCAAGUUUUCCCUUUUCUCGCGAGGAAGCCUAUUCAACAUAAUGGAAAAUCCCUUUAAAAAAGGGAUAACUUGGCAGCUAUGCUCGGGAGUCGUUGCUGAUGUUGCACAAUGAUCACCCAAAUCUCCAUGCCUAUUGACACUCUGAAAUAAUUGUCAAAGUUUAGUGAGUCAGGACUUACCUUUGCAGAAGUCACAUGGGUGGUUCUUCAGCAAGGCUUAUUCGUCUAUAUGCUGGGUAAUUUUAUCUUGAAUAUUGCUGAUGUGAAGAUAAUUGGAUUAUAGCUUCUGGGAUCCAGACAGAUCCUUUUUUUAAAAUAAAAAAUGGUAUUAAAUUGGCCAUUUCCCAGUCCUCGGGUGCAGGCAUAAUUUACAAAUUUUCAUUAGAAGCUCUGCAUCUUCACAUUUUUAUUCUCCGAGAGCUGUUAGGUAGAUGCUAUCUGGAUUGAGUAACUUUGUUCAUUUUAGUUUAUCAAUAAGUUCCAGAACUUUGUUACCAGUUAUUUAGACUCCUUUCCCUAGACGGUUAGUUCAGACACAGGGAUAUGGCUAUGGAAGGCUUUGAAGUUGAGACCAAUGAGUUUUGUCCAAAUCAGGAAUUCGGGAGAAGUGUCAUACAGCUUAAAUAAUGACAAUUUUGUUGGGAGAGUUUUGGGGCUUGAUGUGUAAGAAGAGGAGGCCAGGGAGGUAAAAGUUGCAGUAGUCUAAACAGAGGAUGCCCAAAACAAGGAAAAGAGCUUUCACCAAAGGAGUGGAGAGGCAGGGGUAUAUUUUUACAGAAUUGUGCAAGGAGAAGUGGUAAAGAGGGUAAAGAGUCUUUAGCAUUCUGUGAAAACUGUAUAGUGAUCUUCUGGGGGUUCUCUCAACCCCCCCCCCCCGAGCAGAUUUUCAGAGGGUGAAGGGGAGAAAGUCCUAUUGUGCUAGCAGGAAUCCUUGUGCUGACGUCUGCUAGUGCAACAGUUUAGUUGAAGGUGAUUAAUGCAUUGCAAUGGGGUGCACAAAGUAACGAAAUUCAGUGUCAAAAUUGCCAUGGUUCUCUCUAUGAACACUGGAGUCUACAGAAAAUUGAAUAUCGCUGGAAGGUGAGAUAACAAACUGUCAAUCAGGUCUUUACCACUGAACAUGAUACGGCUUUCUACCAUAAGAAUCCUACGUCUUGUUAGGUAAAUAGUAUCAAGUGACAAGGAUGUACUACAACGUAACAAAAGACAGAACAAGCAGCAUUGCAACUGAUUGUUAUAAACAUUAGUAUUAUGAUUUGACAGCAAAGUGGCAUCUUGUGACUUACCCAGCAGUGAUGCUGGGGGAAAGGGUUCAUCUAAUAAAGUAUCUUUCAAUAAAUACAACUCUAGAGGUGACCUCUAGCCCAGAGGACUUCAAGCCAUGGGGGAAAAACAGAAUCUCGCUUAGAUUCUUUUGGACAGUUCAAAGUUGGGUGCUCUUGGUAUUAUCCAUGUAGGCAAAGCAUGCACUAAGCCAGGGGUCAGCAACCUUUUUCAGCCGUGGGCCGGUCCACCGUCCCUCAGACCAUGUGGUGGGCUGGACUAUAUUUUGAAAAAAAAUAUGAACGAAUUCCUAUGCACCACAAAUAACCCAAAGAUGCAUUCUAAAUAAAAGCACACAUUCUACUCAUGUAAAAAUACCAGGCAGGCCCCAUAAAUAACCCAGAGAUACAUUUUAAAUAAAAGGACACAUUCUACUUAUGUAAAAACGUGCUGAUUCCUGGACCGUCCGUCCGUGGGCUAGAUUGAGAAGGUGAUUGGGCUGCAUCCGGCCCAUGGGCCUUAGGUUGCCUACCCCUGCACUAAGCUGUAGCCUGCUAGAAUGAUUUAUUGAAUCAAAGUGAAAGCUGUAAUAUUGCAUAUAGGUAUAUAUGUGCCUGUGUAUGUUUUCAAAGCACUCAUAUCUUGCCCUUUCUAGUAAAAGACAUAGCAUUUUUGUGCAUAGCAGUUACAUAGAUUCAUACAGUUGGAAGGGAUUCCCCUAAGUCAUUUCCUGCAGGCUGUGUGUGCACCCUAAAUCUCUACCCUUUUUGGGGUGGUGGUGGAGGGGGUUGAGGGUGUAAGGGAAACUCAAGGAAGAAAAUGUCAUUCUCCUUAGACAGCUUAGCUGGGUAACUUUCUGUGGUUUUUUUUUGAAAUACUUUGGAUAUUUAUGUACCUCUCUUCAUGAUGAGAUAAGGACAUCCCUUUUUAUUUGAAUUCAUUUGUCAUCACAAAACCUUUCUGCAGCACUAAUAAUCAUACUGCGUCUGGGGACGGGGCAGAGAGAGUAACAGCACAGCAACAACAACAAUGUCUACUCAGUUCUGUUUAAUUAAAGAGGUUUACUAGUUGGUCUGAGGUCCCUUCAACCUCUGCUUUUGUAUACCAAUAGUCUGUGUGACUGUUUCCCUCUCCCUGCCUCUACUGGUUACAAAAGAUACUACAAAAAUGCAUUGAGUCUCUAGUACUUAAUUCAUAUUAAGAACCUGACCUUAUUAAAGGCUUGCUAUUGCUUGGGUAAGUGCGGACUGUGAAGUGGUGUCAAUGAGAAAGUAGCAGGUAGGAUGGUUUGUUUGAAGUCAAGAAAAAUCAUUGCUUUAUUUGGAGCGGUGAGGAGAAAAGAAGGGCAACCAUCACAUGAGUGUUGCCUUGGGGCACUUUCAUCCUAUAUACUUCAGUGCUCAGCUCAAUUCUGAGUUUUCUACUUUAUCUCUGCUCUGUUUCCUUUGAGUCCUGGCAUGCUCAUUUGUCCUAACAACCAUUCCUUUCAGUGAUCGUAUUUUCUUUGUGCCUGUGAAACUUUAAAGAGGGUGAGAGUGAGAGCAAUUUAUAUGAAAAAUCAUUUUCUCCUAGAUUAAUGGCCAUUACGCUUGACUCUUAUCACAGUGUCAUUAGCUAGAAUCUUUUCUGGAGUGAGAGAAUAAAAGAAACCACUUUCCUGACUAGCUUUUGCAGAAUUAUCCCACCAUACAUCAUGUGUCACACCAGUUCAUGGAAGAUACAAUGGGUUUGCUGCUUAAAGAUUACAAGGGUGUUAAUCUGUUACAUGCAGCUACCAUGUCCAAUUUUAUAUCUUUCUAAAACUCAGUGGAUCAUCUGAGCCUCAUAUACUAGAAGGGCGAUCAUUUAGUUUAGAUGGAGUAGAUUCUGUUGGAAAUCCACCCUCCCACCUCUUAAAAUGAUGUGCAGUUUCUGAAAUACACUAGCCUAAUAAUAAUUCAAGAUUCUUUAGAAUUUGAUAUUCUGUUGUAGGACUUCAAUUGAGAAUGUUAUCACCGCUCUACACAGAUCGCUUGUGGCUUUAAAGUUGCUGUUACUCAUAUUGUUAUCCUCUUCCUAAACAGGGUAGAGAGAGGUUGCCACACAAUCCCUUUUCUGAAAAUCAUGCAUGGAUUUCCUGAAACCUAAGCACAAAUCAAUAUUGCAGUUUUGAUAAGGAAAGUCUUUGUGGCUUUGGGUUGACUUCAUCAAGCGAUUUCCCCUGCUGCUCUAUCCCAUCAUGAUCUCUAAUUUUGAAACUGGCCUCCUGACUGUACCAUCUGUUAUCCAUAACCUUAUAACAAAUCCAUGUUCUUCUGUGAUUGAUCUUGGAGCCUGUUCCAACUUAAGUUCAAGCGUGUCGUGCUUCUACCCAUACACCCGCUGUAACGUGGGACUCAUGCCUAUCACUCACCAUAAAUCAUCGAUAGAGGGGGAGGCCUAUGGAUCUCACAGUGGAUGAGAGCUCCAUUAGUUCCCAUUUUGAAUGUUAACAUCAGAAAGGAGGGGAAGAAAAGUGUGACCAAUUCAUGCUUUCUGCUUUCCCCAUUCCUUUAAAUGUUAGAACCAGGCUACUAAGAUGAUAAUAACUGCAAAAAGCAUAUCUCCUAUUAUAUUUGAAUGGAUUCAGAAAAUUUGGUUCAUAGUUAAUAUGAUUAAGCUAACUUAUUGCAAAGGAAUACCUAUAAACCAAGUUUAUUCUACAACAUUUCCCGUUCAAAUAUAUACUUCUCAUACCAACCAGUAGUUCCAGAAGUCUUAUUUUCUUCCUGAGAUGUUUGGUAGAGGUAUUCAAACAGUGAAUUUGUAACCCUUGAAGAAAUACCUUGCACGGGAUGUUCAAACUACAAGAAUCUCUAUAUCUUACUCUUUGAAUCCCAAAUGAAAUAUUAUAGCUCCCCCCAUGACUCUCUGUUACUACCCUUAAUAUCUGACAGCUUUAGACAUAACUCACUACUUCCUAAAAUUAUUUUGCCCUUGAUCCCCUUUAAAGACUUACAUGGCGUGGGUUGCUGUUGUAAAGUGGAGAAUUUAAGAGAACCACAGAAGAAAACCCAACUUCACAUUAUCAUCUAAAAAGCCAAACUUUUAUUAUUAAAGGGGAAAGAAGAGAGGGAGCAAAAGAGACCUACAUAACUCUACGUUAUACCUUCCAUUUGUUAUAUUUAUUAGUGUCGUGAAGACUGUAGACACGAGUUGUAUCAAGGAUUUGGGGGAACCAGUUGAUGAUGCACUCACCAAUUUUGCCAUUUUAGAAGCAAAUUAAAAUCAAGCUUCUUUUAUAUUUCCACUGGGAGUCCUGUAUUUAUUCACAAUUUCAGAAGUGUAUCUGGAAACCUCUGAUCAUUUUAGAAAAGAAUUCUGAUUUACACUGUACAGCAGGCAUUGAAACCAUGAUACAAAAUUUAUUUCAUGCUAGGAUUUGUUUUGCAUAACAUUGUGCAUGCAUUUUACUCAGAAGUUCUAAAUUGCAUACAAUGCCAUCAUCUUGUUUCUUAAACUCUGAGACAAGCUUACACUUGAGUAGCUUCCUGAUUUGUAUACUGUAAGUCCCAGAUUUUCUGAUUUUUUUUUCUAAAAAAACAUAUUUUUUUUUGUUAAAUUCAUCACUGAUUACGUAAUGUGAACAAUUUGCCAUGAAGGGUCUUCACAUUGGAUCUAUACACCAAUAAAAUACAACAUAACCAGAGCUGGAAAAUAAGUCUAGACCAGCUGUUACCAUCAGGUCCAAGAGUUGGUCCCAUGUUUCACAAGCAUGCCAACAAAAACAGACAGGAAAAGAAAGUUGUUUGUACAGUUUACACAAUUCUAGUUGAAUGAAAAGUUCUUGAUUGUUUUUUCAUGUUAAUGUGAUGUAUUUAUGAAGGCUUGGUCAAUAUGACCGCCCGAUUCCACUUUUAAAACCAUUAACUCUUUUUAUCUUGUAUACAAAAAGAAGCAAUCAAUAGCAAAGGAAUGUACGGUUUUAGAACAUUUUACAGUUUGGCUACAACAAUGUAUGUAAAAGUAAAGAGCUUUGAAAGAAAAUAGAUCACUUUGCCUCCCACCCACCCCCUUUAAAGUUACUCAUACAAUUGCAGGUUUUUUUUGUUUUCAUGCAAUUCAUGCUAUGGAACAACAAAAAAAAUUCUAUCAUUUGUUACAUUUUGGCCAUAGAAAAAGCCUGCAAAUCUACUUAUAUCUGUGAAACCACAUAGAAUCAUCCUGCAAACUUGCAUGGAGUGAGAUUACAUUUGUCCAAAUGAGGAGGUCUUCUAUGCCUGCACAGUUCCACCCAGACGUUUACAAGCCAUCAUUGUCCAUCUCGUUCUCUCCAUGUCAAGUCACUUUGACUGCCUCUGUUGGCAUAUAUUUAGCAAUGACAGGACUUUCUUUGCAAAGAUCUGCAUGUAAAGAAUAUAAUCAAUACUUGAGCUUCUCUCCUGCGCUUUUCAAAUCAAGCUGGGUGUUUUAAAGGAAGGAGGACUAAGGUGGAAAGAGCUACAUGCAGAGGCAGCCAGUUUUCUUCUCCGCCAGUACUUUUUCCCAUGCAGCCAGCCAGCCAGCUAGAGACCUCUCUACAGUGUAUCUUAUUGCUUUCAACAUAGAAUAGGCGCCCAUGCAAAGUUUCAUCCUACUGCGUGUGUUUUGCUCAAACUCCUGCAGGGUUCCUAUGGCUCAAAAAUAUCCUGAGUAAAGCAAAAUCUUCAAUCGUUGGCAAGUUUCAGCAUUGGCCGGAAUGCCUAACCCAUUCCAUAAGAGCCAGUGGAUCCACCAUUAGCCAAGAAAAAGCACAUACCAGCCUGAUGCAACCUUAGAGGAAACUACAUGAUGCAUCCACCUUGUUGUCUUAUGUUCCAAUAUCAUGCAGUGUUAUGGCCCGCCAAAGCUACUAAUGCCCACCUAGUGUCAUCUCAGCACUACCGAUCAAGGGUGUUGUCAGUGUAAGCGUUACUAAAACCAGUAGUAACACCGUCCCCAUGAGAUGCUACCGAGAGACAGACCGCUUCAAUCAUCAUCAUUUGCAUUAUAUUGUGACAGCACAUAGGUCAAUUGGAAAGAAUAGCAUUUCUUUUUCUUUUUUCCUUCUUUUUUUUUAGUAUGAUUUAGACCAUUCUCUGCUAC
Molecule: messenger RNA, 8140 nt
Organism: Zootoca vivipara (common lizard)
Lineage: Eukaryota; Metazoa; Chordata; Lepidosauria; Squamata; Lacertidae
Gene: SERGEF
Product: secretion regulating guanine nucleotide exchange factor
Source: RefSeq, a predicted model, not a curated record